CUAUAAACAUAACCUAAAAAUUUCUUAUAUUUUUUUAGUUUAAACAAUUAAUUUUAAGUUUUAAUUAAUUGUAUACUUUAAAUGUAGAAAUGAACUCGAAUAUAUUGGCGAGAUUAGAAGAAUUAAAAAAAUGGCAAUCUAAACAACAGGAACGACUGCAAACUUCACGAAAAGUUUCUCAAUUCGAAGAUGACUUGAAAGAAAUUGAGUCGAUUUCGAUACAAGAGACCCCAAUUGGGACGAGGUUGCAAAAAAGUACUCAAAAAUCAAUUGAAUCGAAUCAACAUCGAAACUGUAAUGAAUCCAUGGAUUCUCCGAUUAUAAUUGAUGAACAACAUGAUAAAAGAAAACCUAAACGGGAGUUUUUAAAACGCGGUUCUGGUUUGGUUAGGUAUAAAAUGACUCAAGAAGACUCAAAAAAACCUUAUGGUAAAAAAAUUAGUAUUCAAAAAAAUAAAAAAUGUGAAAUUAAGAAUGACGAUGAUAUGGAAUUGGAGAUAAAUAUAGAUAUUCAUCAUCAAAACAUUGAGGAGGUCGUAAAAUGUGAUAAAAAUAUAGCUUCUCCUUUAAAAUUACCUUCCGAUUAUGAGAUUAAAUUAGAUGACGAAAUGAAUUCAUUAAAAAUAGCCCAAGAUAUAUUAAUAAAACAAACUAUUUUGAAUAUAAAUGAAAUCGCUGGUGUUAAAAUGAUCAAUACAAAUGAAGACGAUAUUAAUCCAUUGAGAAAUAAUCACAAUCAGUGUGAAGUUAGUGAUGAAACUCUUUUAAAUGAACGAGAAUUAUUGAUUUUUGAAGCUUUAGAAGAAAAGAUAUUGAAUUCUAGUUUUAGUUCGACAAAUUCGAGCAUCUUAAAAAUUUUGUCGAGUACUCCAAAUAAAUUAAAAAGUUUAAAAAAUGAAAGAGAUGAUAAAAUCGAUCAAUUUGAGAAAGAAAUUAUUGAGGAAUCAUCCUUUUGUUCGAGUUUAAGCUCUGAAACAUCACAAAAAAGUGAAUUGGAAACUGAAAAUGAAACAAAAAGUGUUUGUUGUGAAGAUGAAUCCAGAACUAUUUCGACUUCAGAUUCAAAGGGUGAGGAAUCAACGCUUGAAGAUGAGACGUCGUGGAAUGAAAUAACAUUAUCCGAAAAUAAAACUGAGGGAAGCAAUAGUAAUAAUGAUGAGAUUUUGAUGAAAAAAUUGAAGAUAUUGGACGAGGAAAUCGAAAAGUUUCGCCGGGAAAACGCUACUUUGCAACAGAAACGAUUUGAAAUUGAUCGAGAAUUGGGGAAAUUAGGAAAGGAUAAGAGGAUGUUUGAAAAAUAUGUUUUAGAAGAGAAAGUUAAGGUUGAGUUUUAUUUGGAAGAGGAGAAAAAAGCCUUUGCUAAAGAAAAAUUGAUGUUUGAACGUUAUGUAAAAGAUGUUCAAUCUCGGACGAAUCGAAAAGAACGAGAGGAAAUUAUUCAAUUAAAGGAUGAAUUGGCCACAGUAAAAGAAGCAGCUAAAUUAAAGGAUCGUCGAAAUGCAACGUCUCAAGCUCGAUUACGGAAUCAAUUAAAGAACUAUGAAAAAGAUAUUGGAAGAUUAAAAGAUGAAAUUGAUACGUUAAGAAAGCAAAAUGCGAAAAUUAUUAACGAACAAAGAAUGGGCACUACCUUGAGGAAAAAAACUGAAAGUAAAGUUUUACAAGAAAUCAAUAAAAAUUUAUCGAAAUUGGCAAAAGAAAAUAAAGUAGUUAUUCAAGAAAAAGAAGAAAAUAAUAAUCAAAAUAAUAAGGAAAUUUGUUCCGAGAGGAUUAUUGUUGAAACUCCUGAGGAUUUAGAUAGAAAAGCGAGAGAAUUAGUCGAUGAGAAUUUAUUGAAAACUUAUGAGGAAGUUUUCGGUAACCAUAACGAAUUAAAUGAAUCAAAAAAUAACUCAAUUAAAGAUGAAUCAAAAAACGUAUCAAAAAAUGAUUCGCUAAAAUCAACAAAAACUGAAAGAAUUCUUGACGAUGGUUCAAAAGAAACAAAAUACUCCAACGGAAACAUCAAAACCAUCUCAGCCGACGGAAAUUUAGUAACAAUGAAUUAUUUUAAUGGCGAUCAAAAAGAAAUUAAUAACAUAAAUGGAACUGUAAAAUAUUUUUAUGCGGAAAAUGAGAGUAUGCAUACAACUUUUCCAGAUGGAACUGAAAUUAUCGAAUUUAAAGAUGGUCAAAUUGAAACGAAAAGAUCCGAUGGAAGUUACGAAAUAAAACAUCCCGAUGGAAUCGUGAAAGUAACCCGACCGGAUAAGUCGGAAGACUUAAGUUACCCCGACGGAAUGAGAGUGAAUAUUAGUUGCGAUGGUGAUAAAGAAAUUAUGUUUGCAAACGGACAAAAAGAAAUUCAUACCAAGGAUCACAUGAGGAGAGAAUAUUUAGAUGGAACUGUUAAGAUUAUAUACCCAGAUGGAAUUCAAGAGACGAGAUAUAGUAACGGAAGGAUUCGAAUUAAGGACAAAAAUGGAAAAUUAUUGUUGGAUUCACAUGAAGGAAAUACUUAAUGAUUUUAUUAACUGUUUUUCAAUUCAAAUAAAAAUAAUUUUAACAAUUUGA
Messenger RNA from Onthophagus taurus, 2553 nucleotides. RefSeq names its product Spindle assembly abnormal 4 (gene Sas-4). The record is from RefSeq and is a predicted model, not a curated record. Lineage: Eukaryota; Metazoa; Arthropoda; Insecta; Coleoptera; Scarabaeidae. Gene Ontology annotation, cellular component: centriole; centrosome. Gene Ontology annotation, molecular function: tubulin binding. Gene Ontology annotation, biological process: cilium assembly; centriole elongation.